Messenger RNA from Castor canadensis (American beaver), 698 nucleotides. The record is from RefSeq and is a predicted model, not a curated record. NCBI's taxonomy places the organism in Eukaryota, Metazoa, Chordata, Mammalia, Rodentia, Castoridae.
GGCCGCGCAGCGGUAGGUGGGGGCCCAGGGGGCGCCGCGGCGCGGGCCCCCCUCCCAUCCUCUCCCCCCCAGCUCGGCCGCCCGCCGCUUUGUUCCGGGCGCGCGGAGGGAAGGCGAGGCUGCGGCGGAUCAUGCCCAUGGUGUAGUCGCGAAGCGGAGGCAUGGCUGCCGGAAGGCUACUGCUCUACACCGGCCUCUCGCUAGCGCUCUGCGCCCUCGGCAUGCUGGCUGUGGCCAUCUGCUCCGAUCACUGGUACGAGACGGACGCCAGGAAGCAUAGGGACCGGUGCAAGGCCUUCAGCACCCGCCGGGUCGACCCUGGCUUCAUUUACAACAGCAACAACAACCUGCCUCUCAGGGCGAGCCGCUCGCGCCUGGACCGCUGGGAGGGUAAACUCCUCCGGGCCAGGAAUCGCCGGCAGCUCUUCGCCAUGAGCCCCGCGGACGAGUGCAGCCGGCAAUACAACUCCACCAACAUGGGCCUCUGGAGGAAGUGCCACCGGCAGGGCUUCGAUCCGGAGAUCGCUGCCCUCAUUCGCAAAGGAGAAAUUGAGCGAUGCACGUACAUCAAGUACCACUACUCCUCAGCCACCAUCCCCAGAAACCUCACGUUCAAUAUCACGAGGACUAUCCGUCAAGACGAGUGGCAUGCCCUGCGUAAGUACACCCAUGUCUCUUUGGCUGUGACUGUGCUGUGA